Molecule: messenger RNA, 2242 nt
Organism: Pelagomonas calceolata
Lineage: Eukaryota; Pelagophyceae; Pelagomonadales; Pelagomonadaceae
Source: the annotation of a GenBank genome assembly
UAAAGACACUAGCAAGCCCAGGUGCUCGAGACGCGGGCGGCCUGGGCCGCUGCAGGCGUGUGCCGCAGGCGUCUCCGCUUGCUCGUAACGAGUUUGAUUAGCACACGAACGGCUGGGUGCUGGCAAUCAGCCCUGCGAGACAUGCGGUGCUGCUUACUGCUCUGCGCGGCGCUCGCCGCGGCGCCGGACCCGGAGGCCGCAGACACGGCACCCCUCGACGUCUUGCUCGUAUCGGUCGGCCUCCACGGCCACGCCGUUCCCCUCGCGCGCCUCGCCCAUCAACUGACAGAGCGCGGCCACCGCGCGACGCUCGCGACGCAUAGUACAAAGGAAGCGAAACGCUGGGCGAAGGACGCGGGCGCGGAGUUUGUCUCAUUGGGCGUGCUGGAACCAUCACCACAAAAAAAGACGACGUCCAUCAACGAGCGCGCGGCGGGUUUGAUGGCUGCUGCUUUGAGGGGCUUCGGCGACGCGAAGGAGGAGAAGAAGGACGCCUGGGACGCGCUCGACGACGCUGAUAAUGAGGAGGAGGAGGGGCCGCUCGACGCUCGUAGACUACUACUCGCGGCGCGGCGCGCGCGCCACGAGGCCGCCGCGCGCUACCUCCACUCUCAUCAGAACGACUCCGAGUAUGACGCGUCACUCAUACCUCCAUCGAAAACAUUUGCGAAAGCGUCUCGGAAGGCCACGGCCUUGGGGGCGCUCGCUUGUUUGAUGAAUGAGUUGUAUGUGCCACUCACAAGACCCGUCUACGACGCUUUGUAUGAACAUUUAGCCAAUGGUGGUAAAAGACCAGACGUCAUCGUGGCGGACGUGGCGACCUUGGGCGCGCGCGACGCUGCGGAUGUUUUUGACAUUCCCCUCGUCAUCAACGCGCCUUCAUUGUUGUAUGGAAGAGCGGGCGGCGCGCCCGGCGCCGCUUUAUCUUCCGGAUCUUCGCGCUCCGAGAAGGCCCAGGCCGCGCUCGCGCCGAAACUGCUGGCGCUGGCGUCGUCUUCCGCAUUAAUGACCUCGAACCACGUCCGGCGCGCCGUCGGCCUGCGAAUUCAUUCGGGGCCCGACGAGCUCGUGCCGCCCGCGUUGCUGCGGCGGCCCGCUUCUGUAACGGACUUCCCGUGUGCCGCGCGCGCUUCAUUACCACUAGAUCCGCCGCCGCCGCCGCGCAACGGGACGUGCGCGAACGACGGCAUCUGCGGCGCGCGGCCGCGCGAGCUCGUGCUCGCGAACACGGCGCCGGGCUUCGACCCCUUUGCUGUGCACCCGCCGCCGCGCGUCCUCGCGACCGGUCGGUACGCGGCGUCCCAUCUUUUACGCCAUCGACGCGACGGCGUAGUGGUUGUUGUUCUCGCGGACGGGUCGCGUCGAUGGCGUGAGGGUGGUGUAGAGUCAGAUGGGGCACGCUAUCGCCGCGCCACGACAAAGACGCCAACGCAGGCCCGCUCCUCCCCGUCGACAUGGCGGCCUACAACGCGACCGCGCCGCCGGCGGCGCCCGCGUUGGUACGACGCUGGCUCGAGACCGCGGCGAAGGAGGGCCCCGGCGUCGUCGUCGUCUCGUUGGGACGGAUGCCGCGCGUCGAGGGCUGGCAGGCCCACGCUUUAGUCAGGGGCCUGCAGCCGGACAAGGCGGGCAACGAGAGCGCCUGGCGCGUGCUCUGGGCCCUCGACGAGGAUAGAAGAGAUUCGCUGCCGCGCGAGCUGCCCGACGAGUUUAGGGUAAGGGGCCGCCUGCCGCUGCUGGCGACGAUCGCGCAGCCCGAGGUCAAGGUCGUCGUGAGCCACUGCGGCGCCGGCGCGGCGAUGGAGGCGCUCGCCUUCGGCAAGCCUUUGCUGUGUGUUCCGUUCUUUGGCGACCAGCGGGACGUCGCGCGGCGCGUCACCGACGCCGCGGCGGGUUUGUAUAUCGAGCCGCGGCGGCUGACGGAAGAGCGCGUGCGCGAGGCGGUAUCCACAGUCGCGGGCGAGACAUAUAAGCGCGCGGCGGCGGCGGCGGCGGCGCAGCUCCGGGCGCCGGGCGGCACUGAAGCGGCGGCGGCGGCGGUCCAGGCCUGGGCGGCCCACGGGACGGUCUGCGGGCCCGACGUGGACCUGCCGUGGCACCGCGAGGCUGGUUUAGAUAGACUCUGCGUCGCGCUGGCGGUGGUGAUUUUGGUGGGCGCGGGCGCUUCGCGGGUGCUGAAGGCGCUGUCGGCGUAUGCCUAGAGGGGUGGCCGUUUUCAAUUUCUAAUUCUCAUUUUAAGAUG